Messenger RNA from Urocitellus parryii (Arctic ground squirrel), 2902 nucleotides. NCBI's taxonomy places the organism in Eukaryota, Metazoa, Chordata, Mammalia, Rodentia, Sciuridae. The record is from RefSeq and is a predicted model, not a curated record.
GGAGCAGGACGCGCCGGGGCCGCCUCCUCCCGCACGGACCCAUGAACCAGCCGGGCGGCGCGGCGGCUCCGCAGGCUGACGGAGCCAGUGCAGCCGGAAGGAAAAGCACUGCCAGCAGGGAGCGCUUGAAGCGCAGCCAGAAGAGCACCAAGGUGGAGGGCCCAGAGCCAGCGCCAGCUGAGGCCUCGCUGAGUGCCGAACAGGGUACGAUGACGGAGGUGAAGGUCAAGACAGAGCUGCCCGAUGACUACAUCCAGGAGGUGAUCUGGCAGGGUGAGGCCAAGGAGGAGAAGAAGGUGGUCAGCAAGGACGGGACAGGCGACGUGCCUGCAGAGAUCUGCGUGGUGAUUGGCGGUGUCCGCAACCAGCAGACCCUUGGGUCCUACGAGUGUGGGAUCUGUGGCAAGAAGUACAAGUAUUACAACUGCUUCCAGACCCACGUGCGGGCGCACCGAGACACCGAAGCCACCUCAGGGGAGGGAGCCUCCCAAAGCAACAACUUCAGGUACACGUGUGACAUCUGCGGGAAGAAGUACAAGUACUACAGCUGCUUCCAGGAGCACCGGGACCUGCACGCCGUGGACGUGUUCAGUGUGGAAGGGGCCCCCGAGAAUCGGGCAGACCCCUUCGACCAAGGUGUUGUGGCCACUGAUGAAGUGAAGGAGGAGCCCCCAGAGCCAUUCCAGAAAAUUGGGCCAAUGAACAAUAUUACAUCAGACAUUUUUAAGAAGAAAGAAGUUAGGCAAAGCCAAAAGAGAGAAACUGGGAAUUACACCUGCGAAUUCUGCGGGAAGCAGUACAAAUACUACACACCCUACCAGGAGCACGUGGCCUUACACGCCCCCAUCAGUGCCGCCCCUGGGUGGGAGCCGCCGGACGAUCCAGACACGGGCUCUGAGUGUUCACAUCCAGAGGUCACCCCGUCUCCACGCUUCGUGGCAGCGAAGACCCAGACGAACCAGUCGGGGAAAAAAGCGCCGGCCUCCGUGGUCCGCUGUGCCACCCUCUUGCACCGCACCCCUCCAGCAGCCCAAACCCAGACGUUCCGCACUCCAAAUUCGGGAUCUCCAGCAAGCAAGGCGACCGCAGCAGAAAGCGCCUUUAGUCGGAGAGUAGAAAGCAAAGCACAAAACCACUUUGAAGAGACCAACAGCAGUUCACAGAACUCCAGCGAGCCCUACACCUGCGGAGCCUGCGGGAUCCAGUUCCAGUUCUACAACAACCUGCUGGAGCACAUGCAGUCCCACGCAGCUGACAACGAAAACAACAUCGCCUCCAACCAGUCCCGGUCUCCACCUGCCAUAGUGGAAGAGAAGUGGAAGCCCCAGGCCCAGAGGAACAGCGCCAAUAACACCACAACCAGUGGGUUAACCUCCAACAGCAUGAUCCCAGAGAAGGAGCGGCAGAACAUCGCCGAGCGGCUGCUGCGGGUCAUGUGCGCCGACCUGGGUGCGCUGAGUGUGGUCAGCGGGAAGGAGUUCCUCAAGCUGGCCCAGACCUUGGUGGACAGCGGCGCCCGCUACGGGGCCUUCUCGGUCACCGAGAUUCUGGGCAACUUCAACACGCUGGCCCUCAAGCACCUGCCUCGUAUGUACAACCAGGUGAAGGUCAAGGUGACAUGCGCCUUGGGCAGCAAUGCCUGCCUGGGCAUCGGUGUCACCUGCCACUCUCAGAGCGUGGGCCCCGACUCCUGCUACAUCCUCACAGCCUACCAGGCCGAGGGCAACCACAUCAAGAGCUACGUGCUGGGCGUGAAGGGCGCAGACAUUCGUGACAGCGGUGACCUGGUGCACCACUGGGUACAGAACGUGCUCUCAGAGUUUGUGAUGUCGGAGAUCAGGACAGUUUACGUGACAGAUUGCCGGGUGAGCGCGUCCGCCUUCUCCAAGGCUGGCAUGUGCCUCCGCUGCUCAGCCUGUGCCUUGAACUCGGUGGUGCAGAGCGUGCUGAGCAAGCGGACGCUGCAGGCCCGCAGCAUGCACGAGGUCAUCGAGCUGCUCAACGUGUGCGAGGACCUGGCGGGCUCCACGGGCCUCGCCAAGGAGACCUUCGGGUCGCUGGAGGAGACCUCGCCACCGCCCUGCUGGAACUCCGUCACGGACUCGCUGCUUCUGGUGCACGAGCGCUACGAGCAGAUCUGCGAGUUCUACAGCCGGGCCAAGAAGAUGAACCUCAUCCAGAGCCUCAACAAGCACCUGCUCAGCAACCUGGCCGCCAUCCUGACGCCCGUGAAGCAGGCGGUGAUCGAGCUGAGCAACGAGAGCCAGCCCACCYUGCAGCUGGUGCUGCCCACCUAUGUCAGGCUGGAGAAGCUGUUCACGGCCAAGGCCAACGACGCGGGCACCGUCAGCAAGCUGUGCCACCUCUUCCUGGAGGCGCUCAAGGAGAACUUCAAAGUGCACCCGGCCCACAAGGUGGCCAUGAUCCUGGACCCGCAGCAGAAGCUGCGGCCCGUGCCGCCCUACCAGCACGAGGAGAUCAUCGGCAAGGUCUGCGAGCUCAUCAACGAGGUGAAGGAGUCCUGGGCCGAGGAGGCCGACUUCGAGCCCGCUGCUAAGAAGCCCCGCUCCGCAGCUGGCGAGCACCCCACRGCUCAGGAGGAUGACCGGCUGGGGAAGAGCGAGGUGUACGACUACCUGCAGGAGCCCCUCUUCCAGGCCACCCCUGACCUCUUCCAGUACUGGUCUUGCGUGACCCAAAAGCACACAAAACUCGCCAAGCUUGCCUUCUGGCUCCUGGCGGUCCCAGCCGUGGGGGCCAGAAGUGGGUGUGUAAAUAUGUGUGAGCAGGCCCUCCUGAUCAAAAGGAGGCGGCUGCUCAGCCCGGAAGACAUGAACAAACUCAUGUUUCUGAAAUCCAACAUGCUUUAAGACUCCGGAACAAAGAAAAAGAGAAGAAAACA